Molecule: messenger RNA, 1075 nt
Organism: Marasmius oreades (fairy-ring Marasmius)
Lineage: Eukaryota; Fungi; Basidiomycota; Agaricomycetes; Agaricales; Marasmiaceae
Exons: 8
Coding region: 110-997 (295 amino acids)
Biological process (GO): regulation of mRNA 3'-end processing; transcription elongation by RNA polymerase II; transcription antitermination
Cellular component (GO): nucleus
Molecular function (GO): zinc ion binding; RNA polymerase II transcription regulatory region sequence-specific DNA binding
Source: RefSeq, a predicted model, not a curated record
AUUCACCGGCCUGCCACCCACACCAAGUGAAUAUUUUAGGUUGUUUUACUAGUACUACGACGAAAAGAUAGUUCUCUGUUACGCGUUGUACUAGCUUUAGUUAGCGAUCAUGUCUUCGGAUCCGGUAGAGUUGAAAAAACUCGUGAAACAACUCCAAGGAAACACCAAUGUGAAGGAAAUUAUCAGUAUCCUAAACAUUCUCAAGAGAGACUUUCAAAUAAAUGAAGGAAUCCUUAGAGAGAGUAAAGCUGGCCUAGCGGUCGGGAAGCUUCGAAACCAUGAAGACAAGGAAGUAGCAGCGACCGCGAAAGAUCUUGUAAAGAAGUGGAAGGAAAUUGUAGAGAAAGCUAAGCAGCAGAAUGGUGGCGCGUCCAAGGGUAAAGCACCGGCACAGAAGCCCUCAGGAUCAUCUACAACUCCCGUUACACCAACCGUUUCAUCACUAAAAACAGCAUCAACGACUCUGCGUACCCACACAACUGACGGAGUCAACAUCAACUUCACUGGCGAUAAAACCAGAGACAAGUGUGCAGAGUUGAUUUAUGAUGCUCUUGCCUCCGACUCGAGCUCUCCAUCCGAUCUCAUACUUCAAAGAGCAAAAGCCGUCGAGGUAGCAGUUUUCAACACACAUGGUGGGGGUUCGGCGGACUAUCGAGCGAAAAUACGCAUGCUUUUCGUCAACUUGAAGGAUAAGAGCAACCCAGGCUUGAGGGAGGAUGUCGUCAGUGGAGAAAUUGCGGCGGAUAAACUAGCAACGAUGUCUAGCGCUGACAUGGCGUCCGCAGAACGUAAAGCCGCGGACGAAAAGAUCAAGAAUGACAACUUCUUCGCAUCUCUAGGCGCAGGAGAACAGCAGGCAGAAACGGAUGCCUUCCAAUGCUCGAGGUGUAAACAACGGAAAUGUCGAUACCGUCAAGCGCAGACAAGAAGUGCAGAUGAACCUAUGACUACUUUCGUCACUUGCACAAAUUGCGGGAAUCGUUGGAAGUUCUCUUGAUUAAUACUCCCCCUCUCCACUGACACUGAUCAUCGUUACACUCAACUCAAGUUAACCUUGUACAUCCAUUUUUCCCAU